Molecule: messenger RNA, 1775 nt
Organism: Acaromyces ingoldii
Lineage: Eukaryota; Fungi; Basidiomycota; Exobasidiomycetes; Exobasidiales; Cryptobasidiaceae
Exons: 7
Coding region: 32-1741 (569 amino acids)
Biological process (GO): protein arginylation
Cellular component (GO): cytoplasm
Molecular function (GO): arginyl-tRNA--protein transferase activity
Source: RefSeq, a predicted model, not a curated record
CUCCUCAUCACCACUUGCUAGACGAGCAGCGAUGUCAGACGAUCGCAUGAGCCUCGUCUCGCCCGUAGGGUACAGCAGCUCAACGUGCGGCUAUUGCACACCUCCCGGUAGCGGCCGCCGCUCCUCGAAGAAGAGCAGCAAGAGCUACGGCAUAUGGGCAAACGACAUGACGCCCGAGACGUACCAGCAGCUCCUCGACCGUGGCUGGAGACGGUCAGGACACUACAUUUACAGACCUGACAAUGGGUACAAGGGGACUUGCUGUCCGCAGCAUGCGUUUCGAUUACACGCCGACACAUUCAAGCCUUCGCGUUCGCACAAAGCCGCCAUGGCUGCACUCAAGGCAUUUGUGAGACAACCAAAGGCCUCGUCGUCAUCGUCUUCGUCGCACACGCUUCAGGAUUGUCACCCUGGGAAAGGAAAGUACUCGAGGCCGUGGGACGUCGAACGUGAAUGGGACCUCGUGCAAUGGGACAUAAAAGAUGAAGCGAUAGAGAAAGCACGGGCCGUGGGAUCAGAUUCGGAGACGACCGAGACGAAAAGGGCACAGGAGAAGCAGAGACACAUACACCGGAGCCGUGCAGGUGCAAAAGAGAGAGCACAGCGACGCGCUGCUACGCAGAGGGGAGAGAAGGACCAACGCUGGUGGAGUAAUCUCGAGCCGUUUCGAACAGGUCCAAAAAGACGUCGCUUUACAACUUCCCUGGCUUUGGCAACGUCGACAGAGGAAAAAUAUCAGCUCUUCCGAAGAUACCAGAUGCAGGUGCAUGGGGAGAGUGAGGCAAAGGUGUCGACUAUGCAAGGCUUCGAGAGGUUCUUGUGCAAGAGUCCAGUGCGGAUCACGAUGCCAUCGUACAAUACUGACGAGUCAGUCAAUGGGAGGAAAUCUCAUGGCAGAGAAGACGGGAAGACGGAAGAAGUCGUCUUGGAGUCCAUGGACCCGAUUGCUUACGGGCUGUACCACAUGGAGUAUCGGUUGGAUGACGAGCUCAUCGCCGUGGGCGUGCUCGAUGUGCUUCCCCGAUGCCUCUCGAGCGUCUACCUCUUCUACGAACCAAGACACGCAGACUUACAGCUUGGGAAAACGAGCGCCUUGCGCGAGAUCGCGCUUGUAAGGCAACUGUCAAGAAAGCUGGGAAUGCAGGGCUUGACAUACUACAAUCUCGGACUUUAUAUUCAUUCAUGCCCAAAGAUGAAAUACAAGGCCCAAUAUCAGCCCGCCGAGAUCCUUGAUUCGAAAACAUGCGAAUGGACGCCUUACGAUGUUGCCAAGCCUCUGCUGGAUGCAGGUGUGCGCCACAGCUUCUCCUCUUCGAAUGCGCUUCUGAAAGACCAGGUCAAGGGCAACGGAGCGAAAGCUAUCAAGGUUGACGCCAAUGGCAUCGAAGAUAUUCAGUCAGAAAAGGAUGUCGGCGAUCACGACGAUGACGAUGAUGACCACAAGCACGGCCACGACAAAGACGAAGACGAAGACGACGAUGAUGACGACGACGACGAUGAUGAUGAUGACGGGGAGAUACCAGAUCCACCACCUCCAGGUAUCGCGCCGCGGAAUGAGACAGAAAGACGCCUUCCGAUCUUGUCAAUGAGAACGUUGAUCCUCGAUCUCGAAGCUGGCCACAAAGUUUGCCUUCUCGCCCAAUCAUCGGUGGCGCAGGAUCCCACAAAGCUGCAUGGCAUCAUCGACUGCCUCAGUGCACUCAAUGACGUGGCCUAUCGCUUUGUCCUGUACGUCGUCUAGAUGUUGCUUGCAAGUCAGCAAUGUAGAAGUACAU